Molecule: messenger RNA, 1101 nt
Organism: Aspergillus saccharolyticus JOP 1030-1
Lineage: Eukaryota; Fungi; Ascomycota; Eurotiomycetes; Eurotiales; Aspergillaceae
Gene: ubc2
Product: E2 ubiquitin-conjugating protein RAD6
Exons: 4
Coding region: 257-712 (151 amino acids)
Biological process (GO): DNA repair; protein polyubiquitination; proteasome-mediated ubiquitin-dependent protein catabolic process
Cellular component (GO): HULC complex
Molecular function (GO): ubiquitin conjugating enzyme activity
Source: RefSeq, a predicted model, not a curated record
GUCCGUCCGUCUAUUCACUCUCCUCAUCCCGAAUCCUAUCCCGCCGAUUCCCCACUGUGCUCAAGCCUUCGUUCUUCUGUUCUUUGAGGGUUCGGCCUGAGAUCCUACUCACUUCUUCCGCCUUAUAUCCACCUCUUUAGCCGUUCGCUGCUGUCUGCUUCCUGCUUGUGAGCUUUGCCACCCGCAGCUGUCUAUCUCGACUUGUUCUUGGACCGUCUUCCGAGAGUUCUCCGUCCAUCGUCAAUACCCCGCCGCCAUGUCGACCUCUGCCCGCCGUCGCCUCAUGCGUGAUUUCAAGCGCAUGCAGACCGACCCUCCCGCUGGAGUGUCUGCAUCUCCCGUGGCAGACAAUGUUAUGACUUGGAAUGCGGUCAUCAUCGGACCCGCCGACACGCCCUUUGAGGACGGUACAUUCCGCCUCGUUAUGCACUUUGAAGAGCAAUACCCCAACAAGCCGCCAGGCGUCAAGUUCAUCAGCCAGAUGUUUCAUCCCAAUGUCUAUGGCACGGGUGAGCUCUGCUUGGACAUCCUGCAGAACCGUUGGAGCCCAACCUAUGACGUGGCAGCGAUUCUUACCAGUAUCCAAAGCUUGCUUAACGACCCGAACACCUCAUCUCCCGCCAACGUGGAAGCGUCGAAUCUUUACAAGGACAACCGCAAGGAGUAUAUCAAGCGGGUGCGCGAGACGGUUGAGAAGAGCUGGGAAGAUUAGAGUUGAGAAUUGGUGACACACCUAUGAUAUACUAGUAUACGCGGGUUUUGGUCUCUUGGUUCAUGAUGAUGUCGAUCCUGCCUUGCUUCAUGUUCCCACUGGGCUAUGUGCCUUAGGCAUGGCCCGAUUUGCACGGCUCUGUGGGAAUGCAAGGGUAGUGAACUAAGGGACUUGCACACCGUUGAUGACGUGCACAGCGUGGGGUUUUGGCGCCUGGUUAUUCGAUCUGUUUGUUUUUUUGUUGUGAUUUCCCAUUGGUAUCUGUGAGUAGCUGCAUCCGUGUUUCACAUCCUUUUGUGCGCUGUUCGCAUCAAAGCAUUCGACUUUGCCUUUUCUUGUGGGUUGCCGCUGUUCAACUGGAUUCCUGCAGAAAUGAAACGACCUUCCUC